UAGCCGAGAAUCACAGCAGCGGUGGCCGAGCUGCGAAGGAUAAUACGAGAUUGGGAACUAACGCUACACUUUCCGGCUGACUUUAUGAAAAAGUCCCCAUCGAUUUUGGAGCCUUUAUUUUUAUGUGAACUUUAUAAAGGAUGUAUUUCUACUAAAACUGCAACUUGAAACGCUGGAAACUUUUCCACCGAAAUGGAAGGGAAUAUUCCAUGGAUUAUUUUGUCUUUUUUAUUGUUUAUGCAUAUUUGCGACGGGUUCCGUUGCGUGGAUAAAUUCAGACCUUGUGAAAAUGGAGGGACAUGCUUAGAUUCUCCCUCACGAUGCAUAUGUCGUCCGGGAUUCAUUGGUCCUCUGUGUCAACAACUGGAUCCCUGUCAUCGAUCGCCAUGUCUGAACGGAGCUGCUUGCAAGAGCCAGGUGGUCAAUGGUAUCCCACAAUACACCUGUGUGUGCCAAAGAGGGUUCAGAGGCAAAGACUGCUCCCUCAUUGACGCCUGUGCCACAAGUCCCUGUGCCAAUGGAGCCCGUUGUGCCAAUUGGAAUAAUCACUACAACUGUUCCUGCCCACCUGGCUUCCAAGGAAAGAACUGCCGCAAUGACAUUGACGAGUGCCGCAAGACUGGCGUGUGCCUCAAUGGUGGCCUCUGCAUUAACAUCCAUGGGUCCUUCCGCUGCCAGUGCCAACCUGGAUACAGUGGGCGCACAUGUGAGGUCUCCACUCUUCCCUGUGCCCCAUCUCAGUGCCUUAAUGGGGGCACCUGUCGACAGACCAGCGACCAUUCCUAUGAGUGCGCUUGCCUACCAGGGUUUGAGGGACACAACUGUGAGAAUAACGUGGAUGACUGUCCAGGACACAAGUGUAUGAAUGGAGGAAUAUGUGUGGACGGAGUCAACACCUACAAUUGCCAGUGCCCACCAGAAUGGACAGGGCAAUACUGUGCUGAGGAUGUCAACGAGUGUCUCAUGCAACCCAAUGCCUGCCAUAAUGGGGGUACUUGCUUCAACACCAUCGGUGGUCAUACCUGUGUCUGCGUUAAUGGUUGGACUGGAGAUGACUGCAGUGAGAAUAUCGAUGACUGCGCCAUAGCCGUUUGCUUCAAUGGUGCCACUUGCCAUGACCGUGUAGCAUCCUUCUUCUGCGAGUGCCCAGUUGGAAAGACAGGCUUGCUGUGCCACCUUGAUGAUGCAUGUGUGAGUAACCCCUGCAACGAAGGGGCAGUGUGCGACACCAACCCCCUUAACGGCCGCGCCAUUUGCACCUGUCCUGCCGGCUUUGUAGGAGGUGCCUGCAACCAGGACAUGGAUGAGUGUUCGAUUGGUGCCAACCCAUGUGAGCAUUUUGGGAAAUGUGUAAACACCGAGGGCUCCUUCCAGUGUCAGUGUGGUCGGGGAUAUGCCGGCCCACGAUGUGAGGUUGACAUCAACGAAUGCCUGUCCAUGCCCUGCCAGAAUGACGCCACUUGUCUGGACCGCAUUGGAGAGUUCACCUGCAUCUGCAUGCCAGGUUACAUGGGAACUUACUGUGAGAUUGACGUAGAUGACUGUGAGAGCAACCCAUGUGUGAAUGAUGGCAUCUGUCGGGACAUGGUCAAUGGCUUCACAUGCACCUGCCAGCCAGGGUUUACUGGCACCAUGUGUCAGAUCGACAUAGAUGAGUGCGCCAGCACGCCUUGCCAGAAUGGAGCGAAAUGCUACGACCGGCCCAAUGGGUUCGAGUGCCGCUGUGCUGAAGGUUAUGAAGGGAAACUCUGCGAGAGUAACAUCAACAACUGUCAGCCCGACCCAUGCCACCAUGGUACUUGCAUAGAUGGUAUUGCCAGCUACACCUGUAACUGUGACGCUGGCUACACGGGCUAUCGCUGUGAGAACCAGCUUAAUGAGUGCCACAGCAACCCGUGUCAGAAUGGGGGCAAGUGUGUGGAUCUGGUCAACAAGUACAUCUGCCAAUGUCAACAUGGGACCUCAGGCACAAACUGUGAAAUAAACUUUGAUGAUUGUGCCAGUAACCCAUGUGACUAUGGCAUCUGCAAAGAUGGCAUCAACCGCUAUGACUGUGUAUGCAAACCUGGCUUCACUGGCUCCAAGUGUAAUGUGCAGAUAGACGAGUGUGCAUCCAGCCCCUGUAGAAAUGGUGGUACAUGUGUGGAUGAAGAGAAUGGAUUUCACUGCCAGUGUCCUGAGGGCUUUAAGCCCCCUUACUGUUACUCCCAGGUGGACGAGUGUGGCAGCAGCCCAUGUGUCCAUGGCUCAUGCAGGGAUGACAUCAACGGGUACCGAUGUGACUGUGAGCCCGGAUGGGUCGGGAAGAACUGUGAUCUAGACAGGAACGACUGUUUACCGAGUCCCUGCCAGAAUGCUGGAACGUGCAUCGACCAGCUCAAUGGCUUCACCUGCAAGUGUCGCCAAGGCUUCAGAGGUAACCUCUGCCAGGUGAACAUCAACGAAUGUGCAUCCAGUCCCUGUCUGAAUAAGGGCACUUGUGUGGACGGUGUGGCAAGCUUCACCUGUCUGUGUGAGCUUCCUUACAAUGGACCCACUUGUGCUGAGGUCCUCACCCCUUGCUCCCCUAACCCCUGUGCCAAUCAUGCCCUCUGCACAAACACACCAGACUACUUGGGCUAUCAAUGUAACUGCCAGUCAGGUUGGCAAGGUCAGUUGUGUAACAUGGAUGUAAAUGAGUGCGUCUCAAACCCGUGCAAGAACCGUGGGACCUGCACUAACACACUUGGAGGCUUUGUGUGCUCAUGCAGAGCUGGAUUUACUGGGCUGACGUGUGAAUCAGACAUCAACGACUGUUCUCCUAAUCCUUGCCUAAGUGGAGGUUCCUGCACAGAUGGUGUGAACUCCUUCCACUGUAGCUGCCUGGCAGGCUUCACUGGGCCCCGCUGUGCUUUAGAGAUCAAUGAAUGCCAGAGUUCCCCCUGCAAAAAUGGAGGCACAUGCACAGACUAUGUUAACUCCUACACCUGCACCUGUAGGCUUGGCUUUACUGGCAUCCACUGUGAAACUAACAUCCCCGAUUGCACUGAAAGCUCUUGUUUUAAUGGAGGGACGUGCACAGAUAAAAUCAAUGGCUAUUCCUGUACCUGCCGCUCGGGCUUCACUGGGUCCCACUGCCAAUAUGAGGUCAACGAGUGUGACUCCCAGCCCUGUCUCAACGGAGGCAUCUGUCAAGAUGCCCUGGAGUCCUUCCGUUGCUCCUGCCCCAAGGGCUACACCGGCACCCGCUGCCAGACACCAGUUGACUGGUGCAGACGCUCAUCUCCCUGCCAAAAUGGAGGACGCUGUCGCCAAAAGGAUGCUUCCUUCAUCUGUGACUGUAAUAACGGCUGGUCUGGACGUUACUGUGACAUCUCCAGGGUCUCUUGUGAGACAGCCGCACGCCAUAGAGGGCUCCAGACAGAUGAGCUGUGCCACCAUGGCGGUCACUGUGUCAACACUGGGAAUUCACUAUUGCAUUCCCACUUAUGUAAAUGCCCUGCUGAUUACACUGGAAGCUAUUGCGAAAGCCAGGUGGACCACUGCGAAGACAAACCCUGCCACAAUGGCGCCACCUGCAGGGGAUAUGUGGGAGGGUACCAGUGUGACUGUAUGCCAGGAUUUACUGGACAGAACUGCGAGAUAGAGAUCAAUGAGUGCCAGUCUCAUCCUUGCCAGAACGGAGGCACUUGCAUUGAUCUGGUGGGGCAUUACAUCUGCUCCUGCCCGCCUGGCACACUCGGUGUUCUCUGUGAGAUCAAUGAAGAUGACUGUGCUCCACCUCUGAGGUUGCGCAGUGCUCCUCCUAAGUGCCUGAACAAUGGCACCUGUGUGGACAGAGUGGGUGGAUACCGCUGCAAUUGUCCCCCUGGAUUCACAGGAGAAAGAUGUGAGGGAGACAUCAAUGAGUGUCUCUCUAACCCCUGCAGUUCCUCUAACAGUCUUGACUGCAUCCAGUUGCCCAAUGACUACCUAUGUGUCUGCAAGCCUGGCUUCACAGGCCGGAAGUGUCAGAGCAGGUUCAGUGUGUGUGAAUCUCAACCUUGUCAGAGCGGAGGAGUCUGUUCUGUAUCUAGCAGCUCUGCACUGGGAUACACCUGCACGUGUCAGCUUGGUUAUGCUGGGCCUAAUUGUGAAAGAAGCAUGUCCUGUCGGGAGCUGCCCUGCUACAAUGGAGGUAGCUGUGCACUCACCAUGAGGGGGGCGCGUUGCACCUGCCGUCCAGGUUAUGGUGGGCCCCAGUGCCAGCAUCGCAGUAAUGAAGGCUGUUCUUCCCAGCCUUGCCGGAAUGGAGGGUUGUGCACUGAAGAGACAAGCUUCCCGUACUUCCACUGCCAGUGUCCCAAUGGCUGGACAGGUAAACGGUGCGAGCAGAGCAACACACCCCUUGAUCCUCCAACACCCUUAUGCCCUCUAGCAGACUGUCAUGCCAAAGCCAAUGAUAGUGUUUGUGACAAGGAAUGCAACACAUUCUUUUGUCACUGGGACGGCGGCGACUGUUCUCUAGCAGUGAACCCCUGGGCUCAAUGUGAGCAAUGCUGGCAUGUCUUCAACAACAGCCAGUGUGAUGAGUCCUGCAACAACGCCAAGUGUCUGUAUGACAACUUUGACUGCAUGAACAAUGAGAAAGUUUGCAAUCCAGUAUAUGAAGCCUACUGUAUAGACCACUAUGCUAAUGGAGAGUGUGACCCGGGCUGCAACACAGUGGAGUGUGGCUGGGAUGGCUUGGACUGCGCAAAGAAGGUUCCAGAAGUCCUUGCUGAUGGUGUCUUGGUCUUGGUAGUCCUACUGCCUCCAGAGGAGCUUCUCCGCACUAGCACAGCAUUUCUGCAGAAAUUAAGUGCUAUCCUACACACGUCACUGCGCUUCCGACUGGACCCUAAUGGAGAAGCCAUGAUCCGCCCCUACACUCGCCGAGAGGCACGCCGAGAGACACGCCUCAAGCGGGAGCUGCAGCCUCAACAGGAGGUCAUCGGCUCCUUAGUGUACCUGGAGAUAGACAACCGUCUGUGCUCUCAGGGCUCUGAGGGCUGUUUCCCUACAGCUGAAAGUGCUGCAGACUACCUGGGUGCCCUCUCAGCUGUAGAAAGGCUCCGCUUCCCUUACCCCCUCAAAGAAGCCCGUGGUGAAAGACUGCGUCCUGACAUUGACCCAAUACCUCCAUGGGGCAAGCUGAUGCUGGUCGGGAUAGCUUCUCUUUUCCUUUUGGUCAUCCUUGUGAUAGGCAUGUUGAUUGCUCGUCGAAAGAGAGAACACAGUACCCUUUGGUUCCCUGAAGGUUUCUUCUUAAAGAAGGAACCCAGCAGCAACAAGAACCGCAGGGAACCCGUGGGCCAAGAUGCUCUGGGAAUGAAACACAUGGCAAAAACUGUGGAGGAAUCUCUUCUUGGGGAUCACAGUGACCAGUGGAUGGACUCAGACUGUCCAGAGGCAAAAAGGCUUAAGGUUGAGGAGCCAAGUAUGCUCUCAGACAGUGAAGAUGCAGUAGACUGCAGGCAGUGGACACAGCAUCACCUUGCAGCCGCAGACAUUCGCGUGCCUCCCACCAUGGCCCUCACCCCUCCUCAAGGAGAGUUUGAAAGCGACUGUAUGGAUGUUAAUGUCCGAGGCCCAGAUGGUUUUACGCCUCUGAUGCUGGCUUCAUUCUGUGGAGGUGGCUUAGAGCCCGAGAUAGCCGAGGAAGAGGAGAGUGAGGAGUGUUCAGCCAACAUCAUCUCUGACCUAAUCUACCAGGGAGCAUCCCUAGCUGCCCAAACAGACCGCACUGGUGAGACAGCGCUCCACCUGGCUGCUCGCUACGCCCGUGCUGAUGCUGCUAAGAGGCUGCUGGAUGCCGGGGCAGAUGCCAACGCUCAAGAUAACACAGGACGCUCACCGCUACAUGCUGCAGUGGCUGCAGAUGCACAGGGUGUCUUCCAGAUUCUGAUCCGAAAUCGGGCUACAGAUCUUGACUCCCGAAUGUAUGAUGGCUCCACUGCGCUGAUCCUGGCAGCACGGCUGGCAGUAGAGGGCAUGGUAGAGGAACUCAUCACUUGUCAUGCUGAUGUCAAUGCAGUUGAUGAAUUGGGUAAAUCCGCCUUGCACUGGGCUGCAGCCGUUAACAAUGUGGAAGCCACUGUUGCCCUGCUAAAGAAUAGUGCAAACAAAGACAUGCAAGAUCUCAAGGAGGAGACUCCUCUGUUCCUUGCAGCUCGUGAGGGCAGCUGCGAGGCUGUGAAGGUGCUGCUUGCUCACUUUGCAAACAGAGAGAUCACGGACCAUAUGGACAGGUUGCCAAGGGACAUUGCUCAGGAGCGUAUGCACCACGACAUUGUGCAGCUUCUUGAUGAGUACAACACAGUAAGGAGUCCCCAGGGCCAUGGAGGGAUUGGACACCACCUCUCUGGGGUACACACUCUGUCUCCUCUCAUGUGCCCUCCCAGCGCCUUCAUGCCUAGUCUGAAGAACACCCCACAGGGCAAGAAGAACCGUCGGCCUGGGGCCAAGGGUUCUAGCCUGGGAGGCCAACAUGCUGCCAGUCUGAAGGAGUCAGUCAAGGCCCGUAAUAAGAAGCUGACCUUGGACAUGCAGAGUGCCUUACUGGAGAGCUCAGUUACCCUGUCCCCAGUCGACUCACUGGACUCACCCCACGGGGGAGCUAGCAAUGCUGGCUACAUAACCAACCCCACUUCCCCUGUUGCCAUGCAGUCACCAGGGCUCUUCCACUCCUCCAUGUCUGUCCCAAACACCCCAAUGAUACAUAGUGGUAUGUUGGAGGGAGGUGGCCCCUUUGCUGUGUCUCUAGCCCAACUCAAUGACCUGGGAGCUGGAGGAAUGUCCUUGCAGGGACGCGUCUCCAUGGCUUCAGAUGUCAACCAUGGCUAUGUGCUGAGUUCAGGCCAGAUGGGGCUCAACAUGGGCUUGGUCAGUCCUGUCAGUGUGCCCUUUGACUGGCACAGCCGGAUGACCUCCUCUCAGUGUGGUCAGCAGGUGGUGAAUCUUGUGCAGAGCAGCCAGGCAAGCAUGCACCCCCAGAGCCCAGCCAUGCAGCAGCAGAACAUGCUGAUGCACCAACAGCAGCUCUACCGUAAUGCCAUGCUGCAGCCCACACCUGUUACUUCCACACCAACUAUCAGCCCUGUCAAGCUGCCCUCCAUUGCUGAGCAGCAGCAGCAGCAGCAGCAGCAGCAGCAGCAGCAACAGCAGCAGCAGCAGCAGCAGCAGCAGCAGCAGCAGCAGCAACAGCAGCAGCAGCUCAUCAACCACACUAUCAGCAACCAGCAGAGCAUGGCCCGCAUGGGCACCUCCACACCACCGACACCCCAGACCUCUCAGCCCCCACCAUCCUUCUUCCAGCAGCAGAUGCCUCAGCAACCCUCUCAGCCCCAGCCUCCUGCUCAGCCCCCACAAGCAGCGACACCAGCAGCUCAGCCCUCUCAGGCUCUGCCCUCCCAGCCUAGCGGCAGCAUUGCAGGUACGGAGGAUUACCCUACCCCUCCCUCUCAACACAGCUACUCAUCCGCACUAGAUGCCACGCCCAAGCAUUACCUCCAUUUGCCCAGUGAGCACCCCUACCUGACCCCCUCCCCAGAGUCUCCCGAGCCCUGGUCCAGCCCCUCUCCUCACUGUGUCUCCGAUUGGUCAGAUUCCACACCAAGCCCAGCAGUUGCUGGCCCUGCCCAGACCCAAAUUACUCAAAUCCCAGAGGCCAAUGGCAAGAUGCAGGUCUUUGCGUAAGGAUCUCAUGGCCCCUGCUUGAAAAGGGACAUGGGGUAAAAGAAUUUGUGGACUGGCUCUUAGGCCUGUCUGUUUAUAUGUGUCAGCCUGUUUCCAAGAUUUUCAUUGGAUUUGGAUUGACUAUGAUUAUCACAAGGACCGUCUGCUAGUGAUUUUUGCAGAGAAAAAAGUAAAGGGAAAUGUGUGUUGUCUGAAAAACAGCAGACAAUUUAAUGAAGUAAUUCUGUCACAGAUGGACUUGUUUUUUAUUAUAAAAAAAGUAUAUGAAGAAAACCAAGUCUUUCAUUUCAAAGGCUUAGGGGUGCUCUCCUGGAAACUAACAAACGUUUAAAAAGUAGAUAUGAGAAAAAAGUAAAAUGUUGAAGGGAAUUCAUUUAUUUUUAUUUAUUGUUUUUAUCUCUCUGAAUUGCUUUUUUAGGUGUUUGACCCUCUUUCUGUCCUAGCUUCUCACAUAAUGUGCCACCCCCUACUAUUUUAUACUGACCGCCUACAUUUCUAUUUAGCCAGUGUUGGCAAGUGAUGGUAAAAUAAUAUAAUUCAUCAUUCAGACCAGUUAACAGACAGAAAGAGGACUUUUCACCUCUCUUGACUGAUAUUUAUUUAGGCCAACGACAACUGGUAAAUAUGAGAAACUGGUUCUAGCAGAUAUAUAUUAAGAGUUGCUCAGCAGUAGUGAUAUGUUCUGAUUUGAUUGAAUUGUGGUAAUUGAUUACUUUCCGUAUGAGUAUUAUGAAUAAGAAUGUAGAUGAGUGUCUCUGAAGCACUUCAAGUGACCAGCCUCAAAGGGCAAGUAUGGGUCAAAUACAACAUUUAACUGCAAUGGAUAUUUAUAAUAUAUGGGUGGCAUUUAAUACGUGGUCAUUUUCUUUAUGAGCUUUCAAAAGAAAUCAGCAGAGGUUUAGGUGUAAUGCUCCCGUUUCAACUGUAGUUUCCCAUGACCUCUACGGGACUCUUACUUCUAGUUCUACUGUCAGCCCUGAACCCUUAUUGUUUUGCUUCUAAAAUCAGCCUUUCACUGCCCUUAAGUUUCUGGUUUAUUUUUGUUACAUUUGUUUUAUACUCUGUUUAUUUGUGAAAACCAUGGAUACCUUUUUUGUUUUAACAUCACUUUGGAUGUACUAAGCUAUGCUUAUCAGCUGCUAUUUUCUUUUCCCUGCAAGCAUUCCACCAUUUUGCCAUCUUGUUGAGUCUGGAUGGUGUGCCUUUCAGCAGCAUCCAACACAGAGUAGAACCAGACGACAGAAAGGAAUAAGUUCAAUGUGUCCAGCCCACAUCCUGUCCUUUUUUUUUACUGGACUAAAUGGAAACAUUCCUGGACCAUCCGUGGCAUUUGAGGUCUCGUUGACACUCUCACCUCGGCUCUGGUAGUGUUUGUGGUGGAGUAGUGGUCAUUGUGAGGGUGUGGCUGCUGGGCUGUGACUGCUUAUGCCCUGUCACUCCUCAGGGAGGUGUUUUAUGGCAUGCAGUGGGACAGUUCCCCUGCAUCUACAGUAGCUCCCAGUCCAGGGGCAGUGGAGAUGCAUCUUAAGACGAUCGUUAGAAGAGACUGAAGGAAAGAACACUACUAUGUAGUGCUGCACCCUUAAACUUUUGACAGAACUCUUGAGAUGAUCCUCCCAGUUAUCCAGCUGACACCUUGUGUUACGUCUGACCAACUCUUUACCCCCACAUGACCUGAGCGUUAAGGAUAGAGGUCAUCCUGUGGACAUUUCAGCAUAAAGUCAAUUGAUAAUAGUAGCAUUUUGAGAAAGUAACCAUUGCAUUUUCAUCUUGUGACAUCAUAAACAGAAAUUAGUAGGCCACCACUCAUAGCUACUACUUCUGUGGUGACCUAACACUGCCCGUAGUCGUGUCAUAGAGUUUAUCUUUGAUUCAUUGUUUUAUCCUGUUCAAUAUAGACCUGGGAAACAUGUUGUUGUUCACAGUCCAGUUCACGUUUUACUUACGAAAAAUUGUUUUGUUUGUUUUUUUUAUUUUUAUAUAUAACUGGUCUUUCAAUUUUGCCACCAGGUCGCACUAAGUGUUUUGUACAUUUCAACCUCCCAACUUCUGUUUGUAAAUAUGUUUGUUCUGGGUAGUUCUUGUGUUUCUGAAAUGAUUGUUAUGUACUAAAAAAGGACAAAAAUAAAAUGUUCUUCAUUUAGCAUUAUUUGAAGCUGAGGCUGUGACUGAUAUUUUAUUGGUCUUGUGUUAUUAGAACAGUCAUAGAUAUUUUCUAUCAUUAUUAAUUUCUAUACUUGUUUAAAAGUAGUUCAAAAUCAUUGUACAUAAAACCUUUCCACGGUUUUCUUUCUACAGUCAAAAGUUGUAAAGUUACUUAUAAUAAAAACUGUAGGGAACUACAA
Cottoperca gobio is the source of this 10040-nucleotide messenger RNA. RefSeq names its product notch receptor 3 (gene notch3). The record is from RefSeq and is a predicted model, not a curated record. Gene Ontology annotation, molecular function: protein binding; signaling receptor activity; calcium ion binding. Gene Ontology annotation, biological process: cell differentiation; heterophilic cell-cell adhesion; regulation of developmental process. The transcript has 32 exons. Gene Ontology annotation, cellular component: plasma membrane; protein-containing complex. Bases 193 to 7695 code for a protein of 2500 amino acids. Lineage: Eukaryota; Metazoa; Chordata; Actinopteri; Perciformes; Bovichtidae.